AUGUCGCCCGACGUGGACGAUUUGCGACCGCCGUUAUUACCUGUCACAGAGAAUGAUCACGGUCCUUGGGUGAUCACUGUCAGCACGAUAUUACUGAUCCUGACUAUUAUAGCGACCGUAAUCACCGUGAUAUCUCGGAUGCGGAGGACAAGAAACUUUGCUUGGAGUGAUCUGGUCCUAAUUCUUGGAUGUGUUCAUCCUAUUUCUCCCCAAACCGUCUGCAUCAAUGUGGCCAGCUCGAAUGGAAUCGGCAAGCGCGGUGAUGCCCUCUCCGAGUCAUCAUUCAAGUUGUAUAAGAAGACAUUCUAUUCCAGCCAGCUCCUGGCAGUCCUCGUUCUCGCAUGCUCCAAAGCCGGAUUAGCCCUCUUAAUCCUCUCGCUCAAACCGUUUCGAAAAACCUCAGUGGCAUGCAAGGUGGUCCUGGGACUAAUCUGUGCCUGGGCCUUGGCUGCAUUGUUUGCCCUCGGGCUACAAUGCGAUCAACCCAGCCCCUGGGAUUCUUCCAAUCGCGAUCGGUGCGUGAAUCAAUACACGAUGUAUGUGAUUCUGAGUGUCGCACACAUAAUACUCGAUCUCGCGGUGAUUGCGCUCCCGAUCGCAUUACUGUGGCAAGUACAAAUCAGCCAGCGAAAGAAAUACAAUAUUUCCGCCCUAUUUGCGACACGCGUUUGUGUUGUUGCGCUCACAAUCCCUGCUAUCAAGUCGUUGCAACCCUAUUUCCACGCGAAGCCCCUCGACCAACCUUGGCACGCGCUAAUGCCAGCCAUCUGGCUACAAUUGGUGCAAAGUGCCUCAAUUAUCUGCACAUGCAUCCCCACUCUGAAGCGAGUAUUCUCCGAUCUGCAAACUGGCAUGAUGGCGGGAGCAGUGUCGGAUUUCUUUGAGAUCUCCGUGUCAGGUGGACAUGGUACGGGGUCGGGUACAAUGGUUGAUGGUUCGUCCAAGUCAGGGAGUCGGGGUGCGCAACGAUCGAGGUCAAGGUCGAGAUCGGGAUCGGCAUUGAAUUCGCUCGGUGGGUUUCACCGGUCUUCUCGGCCCAAGGUGGAACGCAUGGAUAGUCAGAAGAAUUUGCGGGAGAAUGUUAUUCAUCAGUCUAUUGACUAUGAGGUUCGAUAUGAGCGAUCGGGAGUCCCGUGUGCUUCGACUACGAGCCAUGAUGUUGAUUCGCUUCAGGGUGAUUGGCCUUUGGCAGGUGGAAAUCAUCCGCCUGGGGGUGUCUGA
Molecule: messenger RNA, 1221 nt
Organism: Penicillium cosmopolitanum
Lineage: Eukaryota; Fungi; Ascomycota; Eurotiomycetes; Eurotiales; Aspergillaceae
Exons: 4
Coding region: 1-1221 (406 amino acids)
Source: RefSeq, a predicted model, not a curated record